AUCUGGGGGAAUUUAUUUUCUCCAAUAUGGCAACCUGGGUGACGUAUAUAUUUGACAAGUCGACUUUCACACUUGCGAAACUUGUGAAGUUAACUGUUUACAUCGCCAUUUAUAAAAAACACAGAUUGUUAUUAUUGAUCGUUAUUAAUUAGAAUGGCCGUCGCCGAGUUUCUGAAGGGAUUGCCUUCAUUUGAUGAGAACAACUUCACCAAGUUUCAUGUGGAUGCCAAUAAUAGGUCACCGCUGAAAAGGCCUUCCGUAUACGUGCCUACGAAAGACUUUCCCUCGGAACAAGUUAUAGUUACAGAAAAGACUAAUAUAUUGCUCAGGUACCUGCAUCAUCACUGGGAGAAAAAGAAUUUACAGAAAAAGCGUGAUCACACUGCAGCAGAAAUUGAGGAACAAAUCCAAGUGAGAAAACGAGCGCGAAUUGACUACAACACACCAUGAAGCACAGAAAUUAGAGCAGCUAAUUGCAAAUGUGGUUUAUCAUACUAUUCUGUAACCAUUUAUUUCUACUGAUUAGAAGGUGUAAAAUAAUGUAAUGAAUUUUAAGGUUGAUUGAUGAAAGUCAGCAUUUCUUUUUUUUAGUAUAUGGGGUGAUGUAAUGAGGAUGAUGCAUGUUGUGUUUAAAGAAUUUAUGAAAUUAUUUUCUGAUGUAUAAAGUGGGAAAUUCUUGUGUAAAAUCUUUGAUUCUGCAAAGACUUUGCACAAGAUACAAUAAAAUAUCAUUUUAACUUUUAUAA
Messenger RNA from Dalotia coriaria, 746 nucleotides. Its product is annotated as DET1- and DDB1-associated protein 1. The transcript has 4 exons. Gene Ontology annotation, biological process: positive regulation of proteasomal ubiquitin-dependent protein catabolic process. The record is from RefSeq and is a predicted model, not a curated record. The coding region runs from base 154 to 450 and encodes 98 amino acids. Gene Ontology annotation, cellular component: Cul4-RING E3 ubiquitin ligase complex. NCBI's taxonomy places the organism in Eukaryota, Metazoa, Arthropoda, Insecta, Coleoptera, Staphylinidae.